GCCGUUGCACGAGCAACUAUCGAUUAACAACGCCGAAUACACAUUGCACAAAUAGAGUAGCAUUCGCGACCCACCAGCGAGGAUCCAUCUUCACCAUGACAACCUCACUCUUUGUUCCAGUGGCCUAUAUCACUGUGCUUGUCACAGCAAUGGCCAUCUUUUCUCGUGUCUACAGACGGCGACGAGCUGUCUCCAAGACAUCAAUAGAACCAUGGUUUCCUAGCCAUCCUACCCGAGAAGUCUAUAUGUCUCUGUUGGCUGACGAACCGCCCGCACCCGAAAAUCUCCUCAAGGCUGCUCUCCUGUCUCGCGCCAUCACCGACGUUCAACGUAUCUGGCGGCUCAAAGACGACAAGACUGCCCUUGCUAGCCUUCAUACACGAGGUCUUGUUGGUGACGACACCAUGGCUAGGUUUGCGGCUGCAGAGAAAGAGCUGGAAGCGGAAAUCGUGGAUGUGAUCUCAGAAGCCAACACUUUCAAGCAAGGGUGGGGACAAUUCUUAUUCGCCACUGCUACCGAGAUGGCCCAGUCAGAGAAAACCAAGGAAGCUGUAAUUAACAUGCAUAAGACAAGAAUUGCAGAAGAAAAACGUCUCGCACGGAGAGCCAAGUAUGAUACAUGAUAUAAAUAUCGAUCCAUAGUAGCCGAAUAGGUAACAAUUUCUUAACCAUUCAUGGAACACGGAAUCAGCUUUAUGUGGGCGGCUCCCCUAGACGUGCAAAUUGCUGUGGACUUAGAUGAUAGGGUAUUCGAAAUCAUUUGUUAAAAUCAGGGCAGCGGCAGUGACACCUAAUAGCAAAGGGGUGGCGGUGGUAAAAAAGGAGAAGAAGUAGGUACUUUAGCAUAGAUAGAAUCAUGAUCAUCGCGUCACCACUUGUACGAUUAAACUUCAGGGCAUUAUUAUUCCACAAGAAAAUUCAUGAAUGACUGG
This is a messenger RNA of Cryptococcus deneoformans JEC21, 932 nucleotides long. RefSeq lists its product as hypothetical. Bases 96 to 623 code for a protein of 175 amino acids. Gene Ontology annotation, cellular component: Sec62/Sec63 complex. The record is from RefSeq and is a predicted model, not a curated record. Lineage: Eukaryota; Fungi; Basidiomycota; Tremellomycetes; Tremellales; Cryptococcaceae. Gene Ontology annotation, biological process: post-translational protein targeting to membrane, translocation. The transcript has 4 exons.